Molecule: messenger RNA, 777 nt
Organism: Musa acuminata subsp. malaccensis (wild Malaysian banana)
Lineage: Eukaryota; Viridiplantae; Streptophyta; Magnoliopsida; Zingiberales; Musaceae
Source: RefSeq, a predicted model, not a curated record
CGUCGUCUCUUCCGAUGCGUGCUUCAUACAAAGGGGUUAAUGGCCACAAUGGCGUCGUCUCUCAAUCCCACUCCGCCAGGAGAAACAACAGCUCGCAAAGAAACUGGAGUUCCUCUCGGUCACCUGCCUACCAUCUCGAUCAACAGUGAUUCACUCGAUCCACUCAAGAAGAGUCGAAGCAUGUCGAGCGGUGACAACCAGAGGGACGGACGCUUCGAUUCCUUCAAGGCAUGGUCGGGAAGACUGGAGAGGCGGUCGUCGUAUCUACGUGGAAGGCCGCAAGAACCAGAGGUGGAGGCUUCUGAUUCCGACAUCGUUAAGGACGAGCCUGUGCCUGCGGCCGAUCGCUACUUCGACGCCUUACAAGGACCUGAACUGGACACUCUACGGCCUCGGAGGCGUCGGUUCUUCCAGAGGACGAGACAUGGCCUUUCCUGCUUCGUUUUCCCAUCUCUCAGGAGGGUUCUCUGCCAUCUCCCCCUUCACUGUGACAGCUCUGCUCAUUGCCACCAUCAUUGCCUUUGUCCUCCAUGACCUCUUCCCCAUUGAUGUCUCCAUUGCCAUCACACAGAAAAGACCAAGAUUGAGCAAGUUCAUGGCAACUCUGAGAUCAAGUCAGACGUGAAGCAGCAGGUGGGUUCAGCUUUAAGAUCCUUGUACCUACAUGGCAAAAUGCUUCAUCUUCCAACAAUCGAUGCAAUCACAGCAGCCAAAUUGUGAGUUUUAUGAAACCAGGUGAAGGUCAGGUAAAUAAAAGCUUCAUUAUAAUUUAGUGUU